GUGCGCAGAAUAUUUUGCUUGAUCACUUCCGGUAAAUUUUACAGAUAUCUUGCGUUAUUUUCCAUCAAAUUAACUCGUUUUUGUGCUAAUAUCACCAUAGGAAAUUAAUUAUUUUGUUCAGGAAAGAUUGCUUUACACAUUUUCUUUGAUAUUUGGAAAUGUUCAGCAUAGAAAACAUGUUUCAAAAUUAUCAAGGAAUGGAGGGCUUGGGGCUAAGGGAGAGCUUCAAAGUAACAUACCGAUGUUACUCAAUCAGCAUGUUCCCUGGUCCAGAAAGACAGGAUGUGGAGAGAGGAGGGAAAAUCAUGAUGCCACCAUCGGCCUUAGAUAAACUUGCCCGCUUGAACAUACAAUACCCAAUGUUGUUCAAACUAGUUAACAAGAAGACCAACAGAGAGACACAUUGUGGUGUCUUGGAAUUUGUUGCAGAUGAGGGUAGGAUUUACAUACCAUAUUGGAUGACGUGUAACCUGUUACUUGAUGAAGAGGGUGGACUUGUGCAACUGGAAAGUGUCUCCUUACCGAUUGCUACAUUUGCCAAAUUCCAGCCACAGAACGUCGACUUCCUUGAAAUAACAAAUCCAAAAGCUGUUCUCGAAAAUGCCCUGCGUAACUUUGCCUGUCUGACAACAGGUGACAUGAUUGCGAUUAAGUACAACGACAAGGCGUACGAGUUGUGUGUUCUUGAGGCCAAGCCAGGAAAAGCAGUGUCGAUUAUUGAAUGUGAUCUGAAUGUUGACUUUGCUGCACCCAUUGGAUACAAGGAGCCGCUACCUUCAAAUGUGGUCACAGAUUCAGUUGAUGAGGAUAUGUCCACUGAAAUGAGUGAUUAUAUUGACCCAGGAUUCAAAGCGUUUGCUGGGUCGGGCAACAGACUGGAUGGUAAGAAGAGGGACAAGGAAAACACAUCAGAAAAACCAGUGGCGCCACAGGAAUUAGUGAGAGGCAUUCCGAAUUACGAUUUCAAGAAGGGAAAAUUAACAUUUAUCAGGACACAGAGACAAAUCCAAAACGGUGAUAGUAAAGAAGGCAACUCGUUUGAAGCAUUUGCGGGAUCAGGACAAUCACUUCGAAAGAAAGUCACCAGGAAAUAAUCCGCUGACAAAGACAUGAUAUGUGAUAUAGUGGGCCAUGUCAGUACGUACCGAAUGGAAAAUUCUGAUAAAUUUCAAUUGGAUUCUGUUGUGCCAGUACUGAGCAAACCUGUGGACGUUUUGUGGUUUGAAUUGUUGCCAUAUGAAAACACCGCCUCAGCUAAUCCAUUGGUGAAAAUUCAGUUUUUCAACACUCAGUCCAGUUAAACUGUGGGGGUUAAAAGCCCGACCCUGUUCUGAGCCAUGAUAUUAAUUGUUGAGAGGAUAUAAUCUGAUAAUUGAGACUUGAUGAGUCUCAGUUUUUGAAGGGUACAACUACAAAUAGUUUUUUGUGCCUUUUUGUACAAGUUUUCUGCUUUGUACAAAACGUUCUUGUAAUCAGGUAUGUGUCCUUUCAUUAUGCUUGUAGCAUUUUGCUACGAUGUAUGUAAGUUGUUGCUAAUCAUUGGGGAGUAUAAAAGUCCGGCAAGAAUUUAUAUUCAAGUUCACAAAAUGGCCCCAACACUGAGUUCUUUGUGUUUAUACUGUAAAUACAUGUAGAUGAGAAAAUAAUAAAUUAUGACUGCUAGUGUUCACAAAAC
Molecule: messenger RNA, 1675 nt
Organism: Lineus longissimus
Lineage: Eukaryota; Metazoa; Nemertea; Pilidiophora; Heteronemertea; Lineidae
Product: ubiquitin recognition factor in ER-associated degradation protein 1-like
Exons: 12
Coding region: 159-1094 (311 amino acids)
Cellular component (GO): VCP-NPL4-UFD1 AAA ATPase complex
Molecular function (GO): polyubiquitin modification-dependent protein binding
Source: RefSeq, a predicted model, not a curated record